This is a messenger RNA of Myripristis murdjan (pinecone soldierfish), 2489 nucleotides long. It is a transcript of the gene slc28a1, whose product is annotated as solute carrier family 28 member 1. Gene Ontology annotation, biological process: nucleoside transmembrane transport. Lineage: Eukaryota; Metazoa; Chordata; Actinopteri; Holocentriformes; Holocentridae. Gene Ontology annotation, cellular component: plasma membrane. Gene Ontology annotation, molecular function: nucleoside:sodium symporter activity. The transcript is spliced from 18 exons. The record is from RefSeq and is a predicted model, not a curated record. The coding region runs from base 1 to 2043 and encodes 680 amino acids.
AUGAUUGAAGACAGCUUCGCCGUCAUCCUCCUGUCCCCCACCACCUCCACUGGAUCGAGGCUGCAGCCCAGAACAGAGCCAGCUUUCUUCACCACGAAAACCAACAGUACUCAGCUCCAUGACACAACCCAAGCCAACAGAAAUGGCGUGGAUAAUGUGGCCUUUGAAAUUGAGGAGGAAAACAUCUAUGAAUGUGCAAGCAUCAAAAAUGAGGAAUCUAAAAAGGGACUGAGAUCAUACUUAAGCCAAGUUUCUAAACCAUUUACUGUCACAGAGAAUUACAUGAAGGCUCACUCAAACACCAUCAAAUAUGUUGUGCUGGGCAUACUCGGAGCAGGUUAUGUUGCAUUCUUCAUUGCGGCCUGUGUGCUGGACUUCCAGAGAGCCAUUGCUCUUGUGGUCUUAACCAGUUUGGCUGUUGUCUCUAAAUCCUACGAUCUUUUGAAGAAAUACAAGGGAGACAGCAUCAAGCAGUGUUUCAAACCUGCGGGAAGAUGGUUCAAUUCAAACUUGAAAUGGAUAAAAUGGGUUUUUAUCAUACUGGUCGUGGGCCUGUUGGUGGUAUGGCUCGCUGUUGACACGAGUAAGCGCCCUGACCAGCUCAUCUCAUUUGGAGGUGUGUGCAUGUUCAUCGUGCUCGUGUUCCUCCUCUCUGCACACAGGACUGAGGUGUCAUGGAGGCCUGUCUUUUGGGGUCUUGGCUUGCAGUUCUGUAUGGGACUUUUCAUUAUAAGAACAGAUCCAGGAUUUAUAGCUUUCAACUGGCUUGGAAAGCAAGUGCAGAUAUUCCUUGACUACACAAAAGCUGGAUCAUCUUUUGUUUUUGGAAAUCUGAUCACAGAUAUUUUUGCAUUUCAAGCUUUGCCCAUCGUUGUGUUCUUCAGCAGUGUGAUGUCUGUCCUGUACUUUCUUGGGAUAAUGCAGUGGCUCAUUUUGAAGAUCUCAUGGGUUAUGCAGAUAACGCUGGGAACCUCCCCCACAGAGACCUUGAGUGUUGCAGGAAACAUAUUUGUUGGACAGACCGAGGCCCCACUGCUGAUUCGCCCCUACCUGAAGGACAUGACCAAAUCCGAGAUCCACGCUGUCAUGACCGGUGGAUUUGCCACAAUUGCAGGGAGUGUAAUGGGGGCGUUCAUCUCAUUUGGGAUUGAUGCAUCCUCCCUGCUGUCUGCCUCUGUGAUGGCUGCUCCUUGUGCCUUAGCCAUCGCCAAGUUGUCUUACCCUGAGACAGAAGAGAGUCAGUUCAAGUCAAAGAAGAAUAUUAAAGUGGCUUGCGGUGAUGAAAAGAACAUUUUGGAGGCUGCUAGUGGUGGGGCAUCAGCUUCAAUAGGUCUUGUUGCUAACAUAGCCGUCAACUUGAUUGCCUUUCUUGCCAUCCUGGAUUUUGUAAAUGCAAGUUUGAGGUGGCUGGGUGGCAUGGUGGGAUAUCCCACAGUCACAUUUCAGAUGAUCUGCUCUUAUGUGUUCAUGCCUGUGGCCUUCAUGAUGGGAAUACCAUACGAUGAGUCUUUCACUGUGGCAGAGCUGAUUGGCACCAAACUCUUCCUCAACGAGUUUCUGGCGUAUGAGAAACUGUCACACCUGAAGGACAACAGGCUCAGUGGACUUGAUGAAGUUAUUAACGGGGAAAGGCAGUGGUUAAGUGUCCGAUCAGAAAUUAUAAGCACUUAUGCACUUUGUGGGUUUGCCAACUUCAGCUCAUUGGGCAUUGUGAUCGGGGGCCUGUCUGCAAUAUGCCCGCCCAAAAAACGCGUUGUCUCAGAUCUGGUGUUGAGAGCCCUGUUCACAGGAACCUGCGUAUCUCUGGUUAAUGCUUGUAUUGCAGGGAUUCUUUAUGUUCCACCUCUCGAUUGUUUGGAGGUGUUCAGGACAUCUGUUUUCAACACCACAGAGACGAACAUUAAAACCUGCUGUGACGAUCUCUUUGGAAGCACUAUAAACAACGGUACCAUCUCCUUCGAGGGGUCAUGGGGCACAGUAGCAAAUGUCACGCUUUUUUUUACUAAGUGUUGUAGUCUUUUUGAUGUACCUGUUUGUAUGUAGCACAUCCUUUGAAAUCAGUUAAUGAAUAUACAACUAUAAGGUUAUGUACAUAAAGAAGUUUUUACAAUUCAAUUAUCUUUUAAUGUAUUUAUGUCUGUCAGUACUAAUAUAAAAAUGUGUAGACUCAUACAUUGUCUUGAAUUCCCAACCAAAGAGUAAAAACAUACUUGAAUCUAGCUGAGGAAAAAUUCAUAAAUUAACAUUCAAAUAAAUGUAAAUGUAAAUGUUUCACAUGACAAUUGAAUUGCACUUUAUAAAUCAAUCAUCACUGCUAAUUAUGUAUAAAAUUAUAAAUGAUUAGAAACGUCUGGAAAUGAAAAUGUGUCAUGGUUGGACACCAACGUUUUGCACUUUUAUUUGUUAAAAAAAAUCAGCUGACAACAUACCAAACAUCAACAGUACACAUUGUGAACACUCCCAUUUAUUUCUCUUAUUCAUUCACUCUC